UUUGUUUUCUCAGUGGUGUUUGCUUGUCCUGGUCGUUACUGGUUUUCUUUUUUCACGCCUAUUCCUGGUCGCGAUAAUUUCACCACUAUACCCAUGGAUUUCUCGAUGCGCUCAUAGACUCAAGGCGAUUGCAACUAUUUUUGCCAUUUCAGCAUCUGCUCUAGACACCUCUGUACACGAAUUCCAAUCGAGCUGUUUUUCUAUCGACGAACUUGAGCGACAAGCAUGAGCGCGCCGCCUCCACCUCCGCCCCAUGGCGAGGCGCCCAAGCCUUCGGGCUUGCCUCCUGGCAACUACGACAUAUUCGUCAUUCCUCAGCAUUCGUCAGGCUCCGGCUUUCUAUACCUGCCGUCACUGCAGCCGAACACCAAUAGCUUCGUGGCUGGCUUUGCCUCUGCGCUGAUAUGUGUUGCCGUGUUUCAACUCAUGGCUCCGGCCUUUAAGAUGUGGCUAAGCGGCGCUCAAGUUUCUGGUAUGGCGGUAACGACGCUGAUGUUGGGAGUUGGUAUUGGAGCAUGGUCCCUGGGCCGGAUGCAGACUGCUGCUGGACCGGUACCUAUGUCAAGCUCGAAUGGCUCAGCGCGUGGACCAGGCACAUCGGGUGGCCAAGGCGGAGGAUUCAGCAAUGGACAUGGACCUUAUGAAUCAAGUCACGGCAAACAGAGUGGAUUCGGCGGCUCUAACCCAGGAGGACAAUCUGACCCAAACGGAGCGCCUCCUCCGCCACCACCUCACAGCCGACCUCCUAACGGUGCACCUCCUCCUCCACGCCAUGAAAGAUCUAAUUCAUCUUGGAAGACUGCGGAUACUCAGUCAGAGGAACCACCUCGGCCACCUAGGCAUGAAAGUGAGCCCGCUUCAUCUCCGUCUCACCGUUCACCGUCUCAAAAAGGAGCACCAGCGUCAGAGUCAGAGAGGCCACAAACACGCCAGCGCCAGCCUCCGCCAUCGGAGGACAAGGCUCCUGCCGAACCAGAGAAAUCAGCGUCCCCAAAGAAGAAAAAGAAGAAAGUAACUCUCGUAGACGACAAGAUGCCACCUCCAGAAGCUGAGAAGGCGCCAGUGAAGUCUGAGCAAAAGCAGUCUGAAAUCCCAAAGAGGACGCCAUUGGCCGAAAAGAACCCUCCGGAACUUGAGAAAAAACAGCCGUCGUUAGAAAAAAGACAUUCUCUGUCAAUGGAUUCUAAGCGAGUCCCUUCUCCCGAGAAGAAAAGAAGCAUCCCUGAGUUCGACAAGGUGUCAAUGACUCCUCAAGAGAGAAAGACGUUUCCAGAGCUAGAGAAGAUGUCGACACCAGUAUCCAAACCGGCAUCCAAGUUACCUCGGAUGCCAGACUUGGCACCCAUUCCCCCAUUCAUGCCGAGACCAGACUCUCGGCCAGAGCAGCGUUCGCCUACAAAGACAGAUCCUCCAGCGUCGACCGAACCCAAGUCGAAACCUACUCCUGCCCCUGAAUCCGAACCAAAGUCACCUCCUCCGUCGGAAGCGAAGAAGCCCGAAACACCAAAGGGAACGUGGGAGAAAGCUCGUGAAGAAAUGAGGAAGAAGGAAGAAGACAGGCGACUCAAAGAAGCGGAGCAAAAGCGCCGUGAAACAGCCGCCAAGAAGCUACUAGAAUUACGUGCCAAAGAAGCCAAGGAGCGACAGGAUCGCGAGGCGAGAGAAGAGGCGGAGCGAAUUGAGGCAGAGAGGAGACGUAAACAGGAAGAGUUAGAGCUAGCCAGGCAACGGGAGAGGGAAAGGGAGACGAGAGAAAGAGAAGCGAGAGAAAGGGAAGAGCUGCGACGAAGAGAAGCCGAAGCUAAGAAGACGGCUGAAGCAGAAGCCAAGGCCAGAGCAGAGGCCAAAGCGGCAGAAGAAGCAAAAAUUAUUGCAGACGCCAGAGCCGCUGUCGAAGCCAGGGCUGCGGCUGAAGCUAAAGCGGCCGCCGAGGCCAAAGCAGCCGCUGAGGCCAAAGCAACUGAUUUUCGGGCAAGCCGAGCUGGGAACACUUAUGCAUACUCUAGCGUUGGCGAAAAGACAAGCAUGUGGCCCAAUGGCCGGCCUUCCGUCCCCCCCCUUUCCCCCUCUGCAGUAUCACCAUCAACCUCAUCGCCUGACCGAUCAGAAAAGACAGAGAGACAGGAAAGGCCUUUCGACAGAGGUGAGAGUCCCACGAAAAGGGCACCUCCUGCUCCUACUCCGUCCGAAGCUCCCUCAUCUGCUUCUAGAAGAACAGACCCUUCGGCGAGACACUCGUAUGGUCCCGCAAAAUCACAUGUUAGUAGCAAUAGCAGCUAUGUGGACUCGGAGACGUACUCUGCCAGGCCAUACGACCAGCCAAGCAGGCCACCACCACAUCAUCAACAGCAGCAGCAACAGCAGCAAUAUCAUCGACAACAACAAUAUCAGCAGCAGCACCCACCGCCGCCGCCACCUUAUGACCAGCCGCCGCCUAACAAGCCAAGGCAUAGAAAGUCGACGUCUUCUCUCACAGGAUCUGAUGCAUCAUGGGCCGCCUCCCAAACAACCGCACGAACAACGCCGCCUCCUUCGAUGCGAUCAGGCCCCUAUUCGACUAGCGAUCCUGACAAGAUUGUUAUUCAAUCUGUGUAUCUCUUCCAGAACGAGUUUACCAAGACACCAGCCAGCCAGCUCAUAUCGGGAGUUGGAACGGUGACGGAUGGAUUGAUUCUUCGCAUCACAACUGAGGGACUCUUUAUCGAUGACGAUGUCCGGGGUGUUCCUCAGCGCGAGUGGGACGUCAAGGCUUGGACGCUCAAACUUGUCGAGGUCUGGUGUCUACCGCACUGUUUGACCGCACCACAGCCAGCGGGAUCUGCGACUGGAAAAAACUCGGGCUUCUUUCACAAGAUGGCUGGCAAAAAACCGGAUCGUGACGGCGUUAACGCCCUGACUGGUGAUGAGGCAGACCUAUACCUGCAAGAUAUGCUUCAUACUUGUAGGGAGUGUUGUCGGCUUGGUAUGUGCGACCGCACGUUCAAGAACACAAAUAUUCCGUCAUCGACGGGGCAGACUGGAGAGUGGAAGUCCAAGGGCUUGCAUGUGCUUCGGGCGACGAUUCGCGACCAAGAAGCCAAGCGGUACCUCUUUAUCGUAGAGGAGACCGAGGGCUGGAAGCUUGCGGUUGGACUGCAACGUUUGCGACGAGGAUCCAUGGUUCGACAACUCGGCGUGGCCAGCAUGCCGCCUUCUGAGGUCCGUGGCAUGCUGGAAACCUUGGGUUGGGUAGCCUAAUUGGGCACUGAGUUCCUGCAAACGAAAGUGCGAUGAUGUUUUUCUGCAUCAGAUUGACAUAUAUCCGUUCCGACUAUUAGUGUAUGGAACAAGGUCAAAGCAGAAAGAGGGCGGGGCGAUGAGCGACUUUUAUGAGUGGACAUAAUGUGGUGAUGAUUGUCUAGUUGGAAUGAGAGUGACAUUGUUUAGUGAAACAAAGGAGCGGGAGGAUAAUAUGAGCUGUCUGGUGUUGCCGCAUUCCGCUGCAUAUACAUAUAUCCGGAGUACGCAUGGUAGGAUUGUUGCUGAUUGAAGAUGGAAAAAAAAAAGUUUGGAUCU
This is a messenger RNA of Trichoderma asperellum CBS 433.97, 3555 nucleotides long. The record is from RefSeq and is a predicted model, not a curated record. Lineage: Eukaryota; Fungi; Ascomycota; Sordariomycetes; Hypocreales; Hypocreaceae.